AUGACGAUCGAGACGUCCAAGCUUAGUGAAGACGACGAUGGCAAGCACUUUGUCGCCGGUGUGGUGACCAAGGAGUUUCUCGACUUUAGCAAGGCCAGGGGACAGGCCGCGAGGGACUCGCUCACUGGCGACCUGAUACCCAUGCCCUGGUGCGGUGGUACUGUGCUGCCCGCGAGUCCCGUACCGGUCACGCGACCCGGCAACCAAAACCAAAAGCUUGCUGCAAUCUGA
Messenger RNA from Apiotrichum porosum, 231 nucleotides. RefSeq lists its product as uncharacterized. The record is from RefSeq and is a predicted model, not a curated record. The coding region runs from base 1 to 231 and encodes 76 amino acids. The transcript has 3 exons. Lineage: Eukaryota; Fungi; Basidiomycota; Tremellomycetes; Trichosporonales; Trichosporonaceae.